AUGAGUGAGGCAGAGUACGAUAGAAGCAAUAACUUUGAUCAAAAGUUUUAAGGAUCAUUUUUUUCUUCAUUCUAAAAUGAUUUCUUGAAAUAAGGACAUGAUGGAGAUGAGGAAAUUAUAAAAUAUGAUAGAGUUAAUAGUAAUAGAAGUUUAGAAAAAAGCAUUCCAUAAAAAAUAAUUAAUUUUGACAGCUAAGAUUAAACACAAAUAUCAAGAAGCUUACAAUUUAACUAAGAUAGGAUGAAUAAUUAUGAUUCAUAGUUUGAGUCUCCAUAAUUCUAAUAGUAGCUUGAGUAAUUUAUAUAGAAUUAAGAUUAAUAUAGAGACCUUUAACCUUUGAAAAUAAACAAAAAGGUUUCUGAUAUAGAUUAAUUUGUUCAUAAUCGAUUAGAUAGCUAAGGUUCAAUUAAGUCGAUUGAGGCUAGAAGAGCCUAAAAAAGGUUUUCUUAUUAAAGUUAUAUUGCUACGCCAAAAAGUGCAAAGGAAAAAAAAUCCAACUAUGAAAAAGAUGUUUUAAAAUAAUCAUAAAAAAAUUUAAAAAUGAAUGAAAGUUUAACUUCCCUCAAAAAAUUUUCAAUUUUAUCACCUCAUGCGACCUAAAAUAAUUUGAUAAGUAAAAAGCAUGCUCAUGAACAUUUUAGUUUUGCAUAAAGCAAGGAAAAUAAAAAAGACUUGUGUUUAGCAUCUAAAAAUAGCUAAAUGUAGAUGUAUACUUAACAAUAAAGCUGUAAAAUCGAAAAAGCUCUAAAAAUAAUACAGCAGAUUAAAAACACAAGAUUUAAUCAAGCUACUAGAGUAUAAUCAAUUAUUGAUAGAUUUGUGAAGCUGUUGCUCAUAUAUUCUGGUAAACAUUAAAUAAAUUUGCUACAAGAACAUUAAUUCGAGUAAGUGAGUGACUUAAGCAGCUUUUACCAAGAAAAAGUCUAAACUGGUCUACUCAAUAAAAUUAAAAGCUAAUUUAGAAUUUUAUUUUCAAUAUGUUCUUUUAACAUACCUGUUAUUAUGCCUUCAUAGAUUUUUGCGAUAGUUUGGGACAUUUUCUUAGUUUUAUACACUCUACCAACUUUGAUGAUUUAUUCUAUUCUAACUUUUUGUGCAUAGCAUCAGCCAGAUGAACUGGCUUACAUUGAAGUAUUUAAAAUCAUGCUAUUUAUAUUUAUAAUAGAUGUCAUACUCAAUUUUAACUUUGCUCACUUCUCCUAAGAUGCAAUUGUAAUUGAUAGAAAAUUAAUAGCAAAGAAAUACCUAAAAUAAAAUUUUUUUACCGAUAUGACAGCUACUAUUGUACUUUUUUCCAAAAUUUAUUUUUCACAGUUUCCUCUUUUCUAUAAUCCUGGUGAUAGCUUCGUAUUAUAUCUUAUAAACAGUUUAGUUUUCUUGAAACUUAAGUCUAUAGUCUAAAAGACUAGUAGAUUUGAUGAGAUUAUGCAAUCAAAAGAAAGCUAAAAACACAAAUUAAGACUACUCAAACUUAUAAUAUAAAUUAUUUUAAUAGCUCACUCAUUUGCAGUCGGAUGGAAUAUCAUGGUUAUCAUUGAAAACAAUAAUGGAAUUUAAGAUACUUGGUUAUCUCAAAAGUAAAUAUAAAAUGAAAGUUGGAUCACAAAAUAUAUUUAUUCAUUUUAUUGGUGUAUAACAACAAUGACCACUGUUGGAUUUGGUGAUAUUGUACCUACUAAUUAGUAUGAAUAUUUAUUCAUGAGUAUGGCGAUGAUAUUUAUGAGCUGUAAUUUUGCAUACACUAUCAGCAAUGUAGGAUUAAUUCUUUCAGAAAUAGAAAAAAAUAAAAGAGAACUCAAUAAUUGCAUUAGCAACAUAUAAAGAUAUUUGAACAGAAAAAAUGUGAAUAUAUCUCUAAAGAGCAGAGUGCGAAGCUAUUUAGUCUUUCUUUACAAAGAACAAAAAGAUAGAAAUCAAGAGGCUGAAGAAAAGGUAUUUUAAAAAUUAUCUAAUAAAUUGAGAAGAGAAAUCGUUUAAGAGAUAAAUGGAAAAAUUGUUAAUAGUUGUGGCAUUUUCACUAAAAAUUUUUCAAGCAGCACUAUAAACAAAAUUAUAUUUGCUAUGAAAGAAUGCGUGGUUUCCCCUAAUGAAAUAAUAUUUAAUGAGGGUGAUCAGGAUGAUAUGUCAAUUUACUUUAUACAAGGUGGAUAUGUAGAUAUUUUUUAAUAGAAUGAUAGCGAUAAGAAUAAAUAAUCUAAUUAAAGGGUAAUAAAAAGAUUAGGAUAAAAUUAAAUAUUUGGUGAACUUUCUUUUUUCUCAGGCCUUCCAAGAAAAGCAGGUGCUAAGAGUGUUAACUUAACCACACUGUAUAAGUUAGCAGCAGAUGAUUUUUUAAAGAUAGUGAAAGAGAAUUAGGAAGACUUCGAAAGAUUUAAUAUGAUAAAAGAAUAAAUAAUAGUAAUGCAAGAUCUAAAACAAAUCAACAUAGAAUGCUAUUCUUGCAACUCUUAAGGUCACAUGGCAGCAGAAUGUCCUAUGAUUCAUUUAUAGUUUGAUAAACAAUUCAAAAAUUUAAGAAACAACUUUUCGAUAAUUCAACAGAGAUAAUAAAAUGAAAAUAGAAAUGUUAAAAUAAGAUACUGUCCAAGGCUUUUGAUUGAGAUUAACAAAAAGUUACAGAAAAGGCUAAAAGAGAAUUCGAUUUACAUGGAAAGCAAUAUAAGAUUGCUUUUUAAUACAGAUACUAAUGAAGAAUAAGAUUCAUAAUCUGAUAUCACAUCAGAUAGUUAAAAUGAAAAGAUUACUGCAAAUGAAUAAAAUAAUGCUUUGUCUAGCUAACUCUUAAUUUUGUAGCAUGCUGAAGGGAUAAAUAAAGCAAUACUUUAAAAUACUAAAACAGAUAGAAGAAAGAGCUAAUUUUUAAAUUUAAAGUAGCAAUCAGCUCAAUCAGAUGAUAAUGAGAAGGAAACACAUAAACUAAAAAGCUUUAAAUUUUAAAGGAUAAGCAAUCCUUCAUUUUAAUCGUUUUAAGAUAUUAACAAAGCAAAUGAAUAGAUUCUAUUUUAAGAUUAAAUAAAGAAUGAAAAGUUGUUAGUAAAAUUUUAGAACACUAUUAAUGAAGUAAUUGAAAAUAAUUCUGAUGUAAGUGAAAAGAGUAUUGAAAAAUAAAUAAUGAAUAAUCAAAAUAAGACAGAUUUGCUUAUUUCAAAUAAAAAAAAUAUUAACUCAAGAGAUUCUUUUAAAUUAGAUAGUGAAUAUAUGAUAAAUUCAAAUUUAUCUCAAGAAAAUGCUAUCCAUUCUCCUAAAGUGCUGACUGUCAGUCCAACAAAUCAAAUAAACUAAUUUCAAGAUUUUCAAGACGUAUGUAUUGACAAUGAUUUGAAUUAGUACUAGUCUAAUUCAUUUAUAAGAAAAUAAAAACAAAGAUAUGCUACAUAACCUCCUCAGAGUUACAAUUAGUAUAGUCAGUAUGCUUUUAUUGCUUAGAAAAUGGAAAAUAAAAAUUUUAAUGCUUAUAACAAUACAGAUUCAUAAAAAAAUAUUAGUGAAAAAAAGAAAUCGAUUAAAAUAAAUGCUGAUAAAAGUAGAUAAAAAAUACUUUAAGUAAAUGCUAGUAUUUUUCCUUAGUCAACAGAAAAGUAAGAAUAUAAAAAGAGAUGCAGUAUUGACUUUUCCAAUAGACGAUAAAGCAAAUUUUUAUUUAAUGGAUAAUUACAAUCAUUUUAGCACAUUGAAAACAAAGUGAGUAACUCAAAUACGACUAUUAAGAUGGAAGAUAGUUAAAUGAAAAAUUUCAAUUUAAAUAAAAUGGAUGAUAGUUAAGUAAAUCGAUUCAAUACGAUUAAGAUGGAAGAUAGUUAGCAACUAAUGCUGCCCUAUCAGAAUCAAAAUUAAAUAGAUUUAAAAGAAAUUUUACUUUUAAACUAAUUGGGUAAAAGAAACAAUAAUAACAUUUAAUAAUUAGAUAAAUAAACAUUUUCUAAAUACUUCUAUAAGUUCUCUUUUGAGAAUAUGAAGAUUUUUAAGGUGUUCUUUCCUCAUAAUAAUUAUAACAAAGUCAUUUAAAGCUUUAGAAUUUGCUAAUAGCUAUCAAAAAAAUAGAAAAAAUAAAAAAAUAUUAAUUACAAAAAGCAAAAAAUAAAUUAAAAAGAAACCUCUCAACUAUUUCAUACUUAAAAAGGUAAUACAGAGUUUUCAAAUCAUUAGAUAGAUAGAACAAGUUAUAAUGAUUUAAACUACAAACCCUCUUUUAUUUCAUACGGAGUAGCUCUUAAAAAAAACUUUAAACUGCAUCCAACAAAUAACUUGAAAAAUUUCUUUUGA
This is a messenger RNA of Tetrahymena thermophila SB210, 4263 nucleotides long. Its product is annotated as cation channel family protein. The transcript has 5 exons. Gene Ontology annotation, molecular function: nucleic acid binding; zinc ion binding; monoatomic ion channel activity. Lineage: Eukaryota; Ciliophora; Oligohymenophorea; Hymenostomatida; Tetrahymenidae. Gene Ontology annotation, biological process: monoatomic ion transport; transmembrane transport. The record is from RefSeq and is a predicted model, not a curated record. Gene Ontology annotation, cellular component: membrane.